Entamoeba histolytica HM-1:IMSS is the source of this 1248-nucleotide messenger RNA. RefSeq lists its product as uncharacterized. The transcript has a single exon. Gene Ontology annotation, molecular function: RNA binding. Bases 1 to 1248 code for a protein of 415 amino acids. Lineage: Eukaryota; Evosea; Mastigamoebida; Endamoebidae. The record is from RefSeq and is a predicted model, not a curated record.
AUGGAGACAACAAAAUUAACUCAUGCUAUGAAAAUUGUGUUUCCAGAAAAAAUUAUUAGUCAAAGUAUUGAUGGAUAUGGAUAUAACCUUUAUGUUCAUGAUGAAACAAACUCAUUAACAUGUUACUCUCUUAAAACAAAUACUAUUAUAGGACAUUUUGCAUUACCUCUCAACACAUUAAAAAUUCGUGUUGCACCUACGUCACAUCAUAUUGCUGCUAUUUGUGAUCAAAUAGCACAUAUUUAUUCAUUACCAGCAAUGCAAUAUAUUGGUUCAGUUGAUAAUUUGAUUGAUUUAGUAUGGAGUAAUGAUGGAUUUUUCAAAGACCAACAAUUUUUAGUUCUUUGUCAUGAUGGAUUACAUUGUUAUCAAAUAGUUUCUCAAAAAGAUAAUGAAGUCUUAGAACAUGUAUCACACAAGUCAUUAAUAGGAAAACAUAUAUUUGUAAAUAAUUCAUAUAGUGAUGCUUGUGUUUGUGGAGAAAGAGAAAUAUUUACAUUCUCUCCUUCAUUAUCAGAAACAACACAAAUCACUAAAUAUCCAUUUAAACAAAAAUUAACAGAUGCAUGUUUUUGUAAAAAAGAAUUAUUUUUAUUAUGUGGAACAAUUUUAACAAGUGGUGAUAAUACAAGAAAAGUUAGUCUUCCUUUUAGAGGUAGUUCAUUUAAAUUGGUAUCUCAUUUUCCUUCAAUUAUUGCAUAUGAUGCAAAUAAAAUAUUUAUUAUUGAGCCAGAGAAAUUAGCUGUUCAAAGUGUUAUUGAAACAAAAUUUCUUUCAAUUCAACAAUUAGAAACAAAUACAAGACUCUCAUUAUUAACAUUUGUAAUUCCAACUAUGCUUGGAAUUGGGGUUAUUUGUAGUGAUGAAUAUACUGCAGAAAAUGCAUUUCUUAGAGUUUUUGAACUUAAAUCCGUGAAGAUACAUACUAAAAGUUCUGUUCAAUCUUAUAAACUUGCUCAAAUGAGUGAAAAUAGUUCUAGAAGUAAAAAUAGUGCUCCAGCUUCAGAUUAUUCUAUUUUCAUAGGAAAAACAACAGGACUUGUUGAAAGAGAAAUUGCAGAAGUAUUCCAACAAAAUUUUGGACCUGUUGUUAAAGUACGUCUUCAUACUGGUUAUGGUUUUGUUGAUUUUGAAAAUGCAGCAGCAAGAGAAAAAGCAUUAUUGCAUCAAAGUAUUAAAGUCAAAAAUGAUAAAACAGUUACUAUAUCAAGUGCAGUUCCAAACAAUAGUAGUCACAGAAAAAAUUAA